Anguilla anguilla (European eel) is the source of this 3207-nucleotide messenger RNA. Its product is annotated as toll-like receptor 13. Gene Ontology annotation, molecular function: protein binding; transmembrane signaling receptor activity. The record is from RefSeq and is a predicted model, not a curated record. Lineage: Eukaryota; Metazoa; Chordata; Actinopteri; Anguilliformes; Anguillidae. Gene Ontology annotation, biological process: inflammatory response; toll-like receptor signaling pathway; immune response. Gene Ontology annotation, cellular component: membrane. The coding region runs from base 133 to 2901 and encodes 922 amino acids. The transcript is spliced from 2 exons.
AAACCGAAGGCUGUCAGAACAUAAGAAGGACCAAGUGCAUAUCUUUUCAGAACAGAUACGCUUGUUAACAACAGCUGGACUUAAAGGUCACCUGACAUUGAGACUGCUUUGACUGUUCCUGUGGGAAAAAAGAUGGCACGUUUCCUGCUCUCUCUUGCUCUCCUGCUCUUCAGCGCUGGUGCCUGCUGGUGUUAUGGAAUGGAAAGUUGUGCUAGUAAUUAUAAGGACAGUAAUUCAAUUUGGUGUGUCAAGAAAAACAUACAAAACCUAUCCCGUAUCAUGGACAUGGUCCCACAAAAUGCCACCAGAAUCAACCUUUCCCAAAAUAAAAUAAGCACCAUUCCCGUUGACAUAUUUAGAAAGUUCUGGAGGCUGCAAGACCUAUCCCUGCAAAGGAACAAUAUCUCUUUCCUGAAAAGAGCUCAAUUUGGAGGCCUCGUACAACUGAAGCGUUUGAACCUUUCAAGUAAUAUUCUAUCAGAGAUCCAACCAGAUACAUUCCAAGGGCUCACACAACUUAGGGAUCUCCUCUUGUACAACAAUCACAUCACAAAGAUUCCCACUGGAUUGUUUCACUACCUCCCUCAGGUCACAACUUUGGAUCUUUCACUAAACAAACUGAAAUAUUUGAACAGCAGUCAAUGCAAGAGCAGCACGCUAGAAAACCUAGACCUUUCGUACAACAAUAUCUCUUGGUUGUCACUUUCAGGAUUUUCUGGCCUCAUUUUUCUCUGCCUCUCCUUCAACCCUAUUCUGCAUCCAGUGCCACAUCCACUUGCUCUAGCCCCUUCAAUUACAAGGCUGAUGCUCCAGGGGAUUGCCCCUGAGGUCCUGGCUGGACUGUCAGAUAAAUUCAAACAUGGUCUACAGGAAACUUCUUUUUCCAUCUCUACCCAGAGGUCAGGCAUUUCUGUGUGCGGUUUGCUAAAAGGAAUGGAUAAUCUCAAGCGUGUGAACAUUGACCUGAGUAGAUUUACGUUUCCAAAAAAUACUUCAGUCCUGAUAGGGUGCAAAACGCCAAAAUUUCUUAUACUCAAGAAUGCAUCCCUUGGAGACUUUGAGAAAUUCAGAUUAGUGCAGGGCGGGGAACAUACAUCUCGGCUCUCACUAGUGCAGUGCGGACUUCGGAGCAUUUCAGAGAAAACGUUUCAAGGCUUUCAGCGACUUUCAAAUUUAAAUGUGGAAGACAAUGAUGAACUGAAUAUCCAUCCAAAAACUUUUUCUGUUUUCAGGCAACUGAGGAAACUCAGCCUCGACAAUGUCGGGGUCAGUGAACCAAACACAGACUGGUUCCAAAACCUUUUGUAUCUGGAAACACUAUCCAUGAUGAAUAAUGACAUGACCAAGCUUGCCCCUAAUGCUUUCAGUGCACUACGCAAGCUACGGAGCCUUUCUCUGCGCCACAACUUGCUCCAGGUCAUUGCCGGUCAGCCUUUCUGCAACCUCACCAUGCUCACAACAUUGGAUCUCAGCGUUAACAUAAUCUACAGCAUUGAGAAUGGGUCUUUCACGGACCUAGUGAGGCUUAAAAACUUGAGUCUCAAUGGAAACCGUAUCAAAACUGUGAAUCCUGACAUCUUACGUGGUUUGGCGAAUCUCGUAGGUUUAAAUUUGUACGACAAUCAGCUCCACUUCCGUGAGGGUGAUUCCCCUUUUAUUACACUAAAAUCUCUACAUGAUUUAAAUUUGGGUUACCAGGGUCCUAUUACAAUAGGAAUGGGGUACUUAGGGUCCACUUUGUUUAAAGGAUUAGAAAAUCUACAAACACUAAUCCUUACAUCUGCAACCUUAAUUACCUUCCAUCCAAACACAUUUGCCCCUCUUGUUAAUUUAUAUAGUUUAUAUAUUAGUGAUAUUACAAUGACUCACAAUAACUUAACGGCUCUCUUCCAUCCUCUUGUGUCACUUACAGAUUUGGUUUUAGGAAAGACUGGCCUUGAUGGUCUUCCUGUCAGGCUGCUUCCACAAAACAACACUUUGAAAUAUUUUAGACUUAUGUACAACCAUAUCCAUGUAUUGGAAAAGUCUGUGCUUGACAACCUACCCUUCCUCAAGUAUCUUGAUGUCACAGUUAACCCUUUGUCCUGCAGUUGCCAGAAUGCCUGGUUCAAAAACUGGUCAGUGAAAAAUUUGGAAGUCCAGGUGCCAUACCUCUAUGACUUCCACUGUGAAAAUGAUCCCACCCUGCCUCACUUUUGGGAGUUUAAUGACAAAGAAUGCAGCUACGACUCAGUCAAUUUCAACUUCUUCCUGUCUACUGCCCUGCUGAACCUAUUCAUCCUUUUUUCAGGCCUCACCUGGCACAAACACCGGUCAGCACUUCGCUAUCUAAUCCUCCUUCUCCAUUCACGUAUUAGGGGGAGAAGGAAGGGCAACAAGACUUUCACCUAUGACGCGUUCAUCUCCUACAGCUCUUUGGAUGAACCCUGGGUGAUGGGGGAAUUGGUACCCCACAUGGAGGGACCCACGGGGAAAGGAUUCCGACUGUGCCUUCACCACCGUGACUUCCGCCUGGGAGCAGCCAUCUUGGAGAACAUUGAGGCAGCCAUCUACAGCUCACGCCGCACACUGUGCGUGGUGAGCAGGGACUUCCUGCGCAGUGAAUGGUGUGCUUUGGAGUUCCAGCUGGCCAGCCUACGGCUCCUGUGUGAUCGGAGCGACGUGCUGCUGCUGGUAUUUCUGGAGAAGAUCCCUGACCACUGUCUGUCCUCAUACACCCGGCUGCGCAGGAUGGUGCACAAGAACACCUAUCUGCUGUGGCCUGAGGAUGCUGCAGAACAGGAGGCAUUUUGGAUACGACUUCAGGAUGCUCUAAGAGAAGAUGUAGAAGAGGAGGGAGAAAGAUUUGGCAGCCUCCUUGUUGAGGGCAGGAAGAAAACGAGUUUUAAUGGCAAUGACUGAACCUAUUUCUGUCUAAGCAGAAAUAAGAAGGAUGAUACUAUUGAUAUAAUGUGUUUGCAUGUGUAUACAUAAUUAAUGAAAUAAUUUUUGUUGUAGCCCUAUAAUAAUACAUAUAAAUAUAGAUUUUGCAGUAGACGCGGACCCUGUGUAAUCCCUUUUUUCUCACAUCAAAAUGUCAAAAUGUCCAUUGAGCCACAAGAUGUAUGGUGACAUUUCUUAAAAUGUAUAAAAAGGAACAUUAAUAUUAAAAAUUACUUUUGAUACAGUGCCAUUUCUAUAAAUGACAGCUGGAAGUCUGAUACCGUA